AUGUCAUAAGGUGGAAGCAGCACUACAGAUGCUUAUAAUUUAUUUGAAAAUAUUGCGAGACGAAAGUCUGUCUCGAAAAGAUUUAAUGUUAAAGAUUCAAAGAACUAGUACGAACAGUAGCAGAAAAUUUUUGAGAAGUAAAAUGCUCUGCCAGAGAAUAUGAAUCUUAAUUAGAUUUUUACUCAAGUUCAGAAUAAGCCUUAUCUUAAAAUGUACCAACAGAAAAAUGGAACACAUGAUUCAGAUCGGGAAAAACCAAGUUCAAUCAUUUGCAAUAUAAUUACAAAGAAGCUGAAGAAAAAUAAAUAAAAUAUCCUUUUUGGGAUGAUUGAUGAGGAUGAGAAUGAAGAUAAAAAUUUGGAUUUUGAUACAGACACCUUGAUUUAUCUGGGUUAAAUAGAAAAGAACAAAAUGACUGAAGUAUUGAAUAAAAGUAAUGAAGAAGAGUUAAGUAGAAGGAAAUCUGUGAGUAGAUUAGAGGUAAUCAAAGAAAAUAUCAUUGCAAGAAAAGAAUCAAUUCGGAAAACAAAUAAAAUCUAAUAAGCUAAUGAGAAAAAAGAAAUAGGGAAUUAAAAAACUUCUAAUCAUUUUGAUGACGCAAGCACAAAUGAAAUAAAAGAGAUAGAGAUCAAGAUAAAUGAUGAAAGUCUAAAAUAAAUCUAAAACCCCUAAUAAAAUCAAUUAAAACCAGAUAACCAAACAAUGAUGAAAAAACGACUUAAUCUUGAAAGGAGUCUUUAAUAGAAGAAGAUAGAACCCGUGAAAUGUUUAAUAGUUUAAGUCCCUUAAGAAAUCAGAAAACACUAGAAAUUAUUUCAAAAGGCAAUCUAAGUCAACAAGCAAAAUAUGAAGGCAAUGAAUAAAAAUCUUAAAAGUCUAAUAAUUGCCAUGAAAAUCGAUAAGAGUAGAAAAGAGUUUCUAAAAAAUAACCCGGAGCUUGCAGAAUAUGAGGAGAUGUAGAAGAAAUUACAGCAAGAAAAUUAAUAGAAAAAGGGUCCUAAAAUGAACAUGAUAAAAAAUCUACCUUUGAAUUAAAAGCUAUUAAACAUAGAAAAAUACAAUCUUGAUUCUAAAAAAAUUCUAAACAAGGCAGAAAUUAAUAUUCUCAAACUGGAGCAAGAUAUGUACAAUAUACCAAAGCAUAUCAAAAUAACAAAUCUGAAGAAACUUCUACAUAAAAAUUUCGCCAAAGUUAAUAAAUGGAUUAAAUGCAGUCUUAACGGGACUUAUUAACAUGAUUUUGAAUUCUUUAUGCAAAAUGAUAGGACUAUAGUUGAUAAAAAUUCACUCCUUUACUAAAAGUUAUUGGAUGAGUAAAAGGCUAGAGAAAUACUUUCCUAGAAGUUAGAAGAUUCAAAAGGUGGCUACAUAGAUCCAAAUAUGAGAGCUAUAGAUUUGACUUAUAGAAAGAUAAUCAAAGACAUUUUAAUGAAAUAUCAGGUAAAAAACCACCUACUCCUGCCUAUAUUCGAUGAAAAGAAAAACAACAUUGACUUAAAAAUGUAGGAUAUUAAUAAACUACAAGAGGAGAUUAUAAAAGAGCAUGAGGAAAUAGAAAGAAAGUUAAGGCUUUUGAAAGAAAAAAAGUUCAAUAAAUGGAAGAUUAUUAAUUAACAAUUCAAGCAAAAGUAGGCUCAUUUAGGAAAGGUUAUCAAUUAAUCUCCUGAUACAUCACCUAGUUUAUCGCCAAAGAGCUAUAGGAAAGUUUCGAUUGAGAGAGUAGACUCUCCUGAUAUUGCCCAGUAGUCUCUAAAUACAGGGUCUCCAUCAAACAUGGGAACAUUCUCAUCAAAUGGAAAGGUUGGAUAAAAAUUCAGGGAAUUUCUUAUGGAAAAAUUGGACAAACAACAAAAUUAAGAAUUAGUAACUAAGCUGGAUGAGGAAAUUGGAAACCAAAAUAAGAUGCUUAAGAAUCUUGAUAAAGAUUUAGAAGAGUUUCAUUACUUCAAUAUCAAAAAGUAAUUUGGAGAUAUGAAAUAUGAUGUGGACCCUUUACUACCAGAGGAUUAUUAUGUAAAGAACUCUAAGAAUAAACAUUUUUCAAAGAAUAUUGCAUUAUGGAAGUAGUAGGAAUUAUAUGAUGAUUUGCAUGGUGACUGGGCUACAACAUUAAAAAAAUUUCGAAUAUUAUAAAACAAAUGA
This is a messenger RNA of Stylonychia lemnae, 2142 nucleotides long. Lineage: Eukaryota; Ciliophora; Spirotrichea; Sporadotrichida; Oxytrichidae. The record is from the annotation of a GenBank genome assembly.